CGUCACACUCCCAACAACCGUGUUUUGUUUAAAAGUCUCAGUGAGUAGCUUGAGCUUCUCAGUUGUAAUUCCAAUGGCGAUUCGAGUGUGUUUGUUGUUGAUUUUAGUUGCGAGGUCUGUUUGUGUGGUUGUGGAAUCGAAGUAUAUGGUGUAUAAUACUUCACAAGGUGUAGUUCCGGGGAAGCUGAAUGUUCAUAUGGUUCCUCACUCGCACGACGAUGUUGGUUGGUUGAAGACUAUUGAUCAGUACUAUGUCGGUUCCAACAACACCAUUCAGGGGGCGUGUGUUCAAAAUGUAUUAGAUUCAUUAAUUCCGGCAUUGUUGGCUGAUAAAAAUCGGAAGUUCAUUUUCGCUGAACAGGCAUUUUUCCAGCGAUGGUGGAGGGACCAGAGCGAGGCAGUCCAGAGUAUAACCAAGCAGUUUGUCAGCUCGGGUCAACUAGAGUUGAUAAAUGGUGGUUGGUGCAUGCAUGAUGAGGCGACCUCACAUUAUAUUGACAUGAUAGAUCAGACAACACUUGGGCACCGGUUUAUCAAAGAGGAGUUCAAUGUGACUCCAAGAGUUGGUUGGCAGAUUGAUCCCUUUGGUCAUUCUGCAGUGCAGGCUUACCUUUUGGGGGCAGAGGUUGGAUUUGACUCAUUUUUCUUCGCGCGAAUUGACUACCAAGACAGAGAUAAGCGAAAAAAUGAGAAGAGCCUUGAGGUUGUCUGGCAGGGCUCUAAGAGUUUUGGUUCAUCUGCACAGAUUUUUGCUGGUGCAUUCCCUGAGAAUUAUGAACCACCAAAAGGUUUCUAUUUCGAAGUUAAUGAUGUUACUGAUGAUUCCCCUGUUGUCCAGGAUGAUAUCAAUUUGUUUGAUUACAAUGUCCCAGAGCGCAUUAACGAUUUUGUAGCUGCUGCUUUGGCACAGGCUAACAUAACUCGUACAAAUCACAUAAUGUUUACCAUGGGCACAGAUUUCAAGUAUCAAUAUGCUCACACAUGGUUCCGGAAUAUGGACAAGCUAAUUCAUUAUGUCAAUCAGGAUGGGCGUGUCAAUGCACUAUAUUCAACCCCAUCAAUUUACACUGACGCAAAAUAUGCAGAAAGCAAAUCCUGGCCACUUAAGACGGAUGACUUCUUUCCAUAUGCAGACCGUAUAAAUGCUUACUGGACGGGAUUUUUUACAAGUAGGCCUGCUCUGAAAGGCUAUGUGAGAAUGAUGAGUGGCUACUAUUUGGCUGCAAGGCAAUUGGAGUUUUUUAGAGGGAGGAGUGAAACAGGGCCCACUACCAACAGUUUGGCUGAUGCUUUGGCAACUGUUCAACAUCAUGAUGCAGUUACUGGAACUGAAAAGCAGCAUGUGGCUGAUGAUUAUGCAAAACGGCUGUCAAUAGGCUACAAGGAGGCUGAGGAGUUAGUUGCAGCUUCACUUGCUUGUAUGAUAGAAUCACCAACAAAAUCUGGAUGCAAGAGUCCUGUGACAAAGUUUCAGCAGUGCCCACUUCUGAACAUAACUUAUUGUCCUGCAACAGAAGUUGAUCUAUCUCUUGGGAAAAAAAUGGUUGUCGUUGUCUACAAUUCCCUGGGGUGGAAAAGAGAUGAUGUUGUCCGAAUUCCUGUGAUCAACAAGAAUGUCAUUGUUCAGGAUUCCAGUGGAAAAGAAGUUGAAUCACAGCUUGUACCAAUUGCUAAUGUUUCUCUAGGCAUGAGAAACUACCUUGUUACUGCAUAUGUUGGUAAAUCUCCAAGUGCGAACACCACGUGUUGGCUUGCAUUUACAGCAUCUGUUCCACCUCUUGGUUUUAGCACUUACGUCAUCUCAACUGCUAAACGGACAGAUGCAGCCUCUACUUCAGUGACACAAACAUCAUACAAGGUCACGGGAAGUCAGAAUGACACUAUAGAAGUAGGGCCAGGAAAUUUGAAGCUUAUUUAUUCUGCAAAUGAAGGAAAACUUACUCAAUAUGUUAAUACAAGAAGUUCGGUCAAAUCAUCUAUGGAGCAAUCAUACAGCUAUUAUUCUGCAUAUGAUGGAAGUCAGGAUCUUGAGUAUUUUCAGGCCUCCGGAGCUUACGUCUUUCGUCCAAACGGUUCAUUCCCCAUUGCAUCUAAUGGGCAGAUUACUUUUACAGUGUUGCGCGGACCAAUAUUUGAUGAAGUUCAUCAGAGCUUUGGUUCAUGGAUACAACAGAUCACUAGAGUGUACAAGGAAAAGGAACAUGCUGAAGUUGAAUUCACUGUUGGCCCUAUACCUAUUGAUGAUGGAAUUGGAAAAGAGAUUGUUACCCAGGUUACAACAGCCAUGAAAAGCAAUAAGACAUUUUAUACAGAUUCUAGUGGACGUGAUUUCCUUGAAAGGAUUCGAGAUUAUAGAGCUGACUGGAACCUUGAAGUGAACCAACCUGUUGCAGGAAACUACUACCCUAUUAAUCUUGGAAUUUACAUGAAAGAUGACAGCAAAGAGUUCUCAAUCUUGGUAGAUAGAUCUGUGGGUGGGUCCAGCAUUGUGGAUGGGCAACUGGAGUUGAUGCUCCAUAGGAGAUUGGUUCAUGAUGAUUCUAGAGGAGUUGCAGAGGCUUUAAAUGAAACAGUUUGUAUUCAUGACGAAUGCACUGGAUUAACAGUCCAAGGAAAGUAUUAUCUCAGAAUUGAUCCUCUGGGAGAAGGAGCUAAGUGGCGUCGAUCAUUUGGUCAGGAGAUAUAUUCUCCCUUUCUGUUGGCCUUCACCGAGCAGGAUGGAGAUAAGUGGACAAACUUUCAAGUACCAACCUUUUCAGGGAUGGACCCCUCCUACAGUCUGCCUGAAAAUAUUGCAAUGAUAACCCUCCAGGAGCUUGAAGACAGAAAAGUUCUCCUUCGGUUGGCACACUUAUAUGAGGUCGGCGAGGACAAGGAUCUCUCAGUUACCUCAAGUGUAGAAUUGAAAAAAAUGUUUCCGGAUAAAAAGAUAAACAAAAUUACAGAAAUGAGUUUAUCAGCUAAUCAAGAAAGAGAAGAAAUGUUAAAGAAAAGAUUGGUUUGGAAAGUAGAAGGAGCUCGGGAUGAAGAAUUCAAAGUUUUGAGAGGAGGUCCUGUCGAUCCUAUAAAGCAGGUGGUGGAACUUGCCCCGAUGGAAAUUCGCACCUUCGUUAUCAACUUCACUUCACCCCCGGCUUCACUUACAAAAGGUCAUGUGUUGUAAGGUAAGCUGCUUGCAAUGGGUUGGUUAAAUUUUUAACAUAUCCUUGUUGAUAACAGUACACAAUUUUUUUCAGGUUUUCCAAUACCAAAUGGCAUAAGCUUCUCUCUCUAUUCGAUUGUGAAAGGGAAUAAUGAUUUACGUGCGAUGAUUUCACGUGUUUUGUGAAGCUUCAGCAUUUCUUCUGAAACCUCAUGUCUCCUUUUCAUGUGAUUUUGGAGGAAAACAAUAAUCAUGAGGUCAAUAAUGUUUAAAGAAAUCAUGUAGUUUAAGAUUUAUUGACAGUUGGCUGCUGGUUGUUAUUGGAUUUUAUGUGGGUGUAAAAAAAAAGUUUAUGUACACUGUAGUUCAACAUGUUGGCUGUUGCUUGGUGCUUGCACAACCUCAUGAAA
Messenger RNA from Camellia sinensis, 3552 nucleotides. NCBI's taxonomy places the organism in Eukaryota, Viridiplantae, Streptophyta, Magnoliopsida, Ericales, Theaceae. The record is from RefSeq and is a predicted model, not a curated record.